AUGCAUCCUGCUAGAAUCUUUCAAAACUAUCCCAUAGCGACCACAGAGCAGCCCCCAGAAGUUACAACAAAAUCACGCUAUGAUCAAGGUUUGGAAGACUAUGAUGAAGCAGCAGCCAAUGCAAGGCAAGGUAGAGUAAUGAUGGAUGUUGUUCAAGAUUUUGUGCAUGAUAAUCAUCAUGAUCACGAAAUCAUUGUUGAUCACCCUCCAACAAUGAAAGAAGAAACUAAGCAAGCUAUUGACAGUUGGUCUAGUUACUAUGAAUUUAUUAUUACUGAAGGAUCUUUCAAAUUUUGGGCAGCUUUUCAGUUAUUUACGGCGCUUUUACUAAUUUAUUCGUCACUUGCUGCUGCCUACUAUGCAAAGUUCAACAUAAUUACCACAGACUAUGACUAUUACGAUGAUUUUUUCGGAAGAUCGAACAAUGCUGCACAAUCAACUAAUCUUUGGUCAGGUUUGACAUCAUCAACCAUUCAAAGGAUAUUUGAUGCGAUCUCUUCAAAAAAAUAUACAUAG
Messenger RNA from Diorhabda carinulata, 516 nucleotides. RefSeq lists its product as uncharacterized. NCBI's taxonomy places the organism in Eukaryota, Metazoa, Arthropoda, Insecta, Coleoptera, Chrysomelidae. The transcript has 3 exons. The record is from RefSeq and is a predicted model, not a curated record. Bases 1 to 516 code for a protein of 171 amino acids.